AUUCCGUCCAACGAUACUGUGGUGGAAUGGGGAGGAAACACCGCUAAGCAAAGUAUAAUACGGACGAAAAUGGAGCUCCGGUUUGACGAAUGACCAAUCCACAACGCAAAUCCCUUCCUCCUCCAAAUCCUCUUUCUUCCUUCCGCCAUGCGAGCAUUCUAUCUUCCUCCUCAUCCCACAGCUCCGCUCUCUCGUGCCUUCACAUAUUGCAUCGCUUCAAUCUCUCCUCACAUUUUGUUCAAUUCUUGAGCGUCUGAUCUCCAUUGCCGGUAAAAGCGCUGUGUAUCGAUAAACAGUUCUUAAUUUUCGUUUUUUGCAGCAGAAUCUUGUUCCUUCAGAUCGUGGUUUAACUUUAAACUUGAUUUUAAUAUUGAGUAUCAAUGAAAUAAUCGCUUUUUGCGACGGAUUUUUACUAAAAUGGAGAUUUCCAGUGGAGGUUGUUCUCCUAGAAUCAGGUCUGAUCAUUUGAGGAAAGAGGGAUCCGGCGAAACCCCUUUUCACUUUUCGGCGUUGGAACUCUCUGAUCAUGGUCAUACCUAUCAAAUCCAAUCAAUGAAUGCGUUGGAGAUUUUGAGAGAGACUGUCUGGAUACUUAGGUAUAAUUGCUGGGCCUUCAUGGCAAUCUUGGCGUUGCUCAUUUGUCCCGUCUCUGCUGUGCUUUUAUCUAAUAUAUUAGUGGAUAUGUCGAUUGUAAAGAGUCUCACUGUUCGGCUUAUGUUGGUUGCCAAGACUAGUGGUCUGCCUCUAAGACCUCUUAUCAAGCAAUCUUGCCAGCGUUUUGCAGAGACGGUAGUUUCUUCGGCUAUGUGCCUACCUUUGUAUAUCACUUUGUUGUUAUUGUCAAAAGCAGCCGUGGUGUAUUCUGUAGAUUGUACGUAUUCGAGAAAAACGUUCGAUGCUUUGAAGUUCUAUGUGAUCAUCACUAAGUUUUGGAGGAGAAUAUUUUCAACAUACAUGUGGGUGUGUACAGUUGUAGUUGGUUGCAUCACCAUGUUUUGUGUUUUUCUUGUUUGCUUCUGCAGCGCAUUGUCUGUUCUUGGCUUUUCUCCAGAUCUAGUUGUUUAUGCUGCAGUGUUGGUGGGUCUGGUUUUCUCUGUGAUAUUCGCCAAUGCCAUUAUCAUUUGUGACAUCGCAAUUGUAAUCUCUGUACUGGAGGAUGUUUCGGGAGCGCAGGCAAUGCUGCGGUCUAACAUUUUAAUCAAGGGACAAACUCAGGUGGGUCUGCUGAUAUAUCUUGGAUCAACCAUAGGAAUGGCUCUUGUGGAGGGUUUGUUUGAGCAUCGAGUGAAGACGCUAAGCUAUGGUGACGGAUCCUCUAGGAUGUGGGAGGGGCCACUGUUGGUGAUAAUGUAUUCAUUUGUGGUACUUAUAAAUUCCAUGAUGAGUGCAGUUUUCUACUUCACUUGUAGAUCAUUCAGAAGUGCCAUUGACGCCUCAACCGGUGAAGGCAAUUCCAUUUUAGAAACUAUGGUUAUUUCUGCUGAAACAGUGAGCGUUCAAUGACAUAGUCAAUGUGACUUUUAUAUGUUAGUCAGACUUGAUAAGAUGAAGACGGGAGUGGCAAGAAAUUGUUCCAAUCAAAGUGUGUCAUCAUGGAAGAACUUUGCCUGACUCCGGGAAUGGGUGACUUUGGCUGGCUUUCGAGUUUCGACUCUGAGAUCAGAUAACUAAUUUGAGUGCCUGAAAAUUUCUUCUUUUACUGGUUUUUAGAUACUUACAGGUAAAUAAAAGCUUGACAAUCCAAAUCUAUGGCUUAACUUUUUGCAAUGCCACUGGAAAAAGCUGUUAUUUUUGUUAGAAAAAUAGUACAAAAUUUAAGCACAAAUCCCUUCAUUCUCGUGUUAUGCCAUAUCAUUCAAAAGCUUUUGUCUGUAUUUUGUGUGGUAGGGAUUGGAAAAAUUUGUGGUGAAUUGUUCUUGAUGUCUACUACUUUGAUGAAUGACAAGUAGGCACAAUUAGGCAGUCUAUCUUAA
Molecule: messenger RNA, 1973 nt
Organism: Prosopis cineraria
Lineage: Eukaryota; Viridiplantae; Streptophyta; Magnoliopsida; Fabales; Fabaceae
Exons: 1
Coding region: 418-1503 (361 amino acids)
Source: RefSeq, a predicted model, not a curated record